ACCGGAUUACGGGGAGUAGAGGCGCAUUGUCCUGACUGACAGCCCCAUAUCCAUAGAAACAGAGCAAGGCAGAGGCGCUACAGACACAAGCCCAGCGCUGGGGGAGAGAAAGAGAAUGUGAUUCGUCUCUAUAGCCUUCCAGCUCCUACACUAAGCCCGUGUGCCAGCCCCCCGGGGCACCCCCUUUUCUUCCCUGGACGCAUCCAUUCUGCUGUACAUAUAGAUUCCACCCCCGCCGCCUGCACAUCUUCGGUCCCGUGAGACCCACUGAUCUGGCACGUUUUUUCUCCUGUCUCUGGGUGGCCACAAAACCACAAAGCUGUAUCCGACGGGAGGAUCCCUGGAUUUCCCCCACAUUAUGAUGCAGGGAGAUGGACGGAGGAGAAGAAACGAGAAUUAUUUCGACGAUUUACCCAGAUCCAAGCUGGAAAGACAAAUGGCACAGAGUAAAUAUGAUUUUCAGACAGGAGAUUGGGGAGAACCUUCUAUUGGUCUUCGAGCCUCAACCGAGACAACCGGAUCCAUCCCAUUCCAGUACUGGCAGCACCACCCGGAGAAACUCAUCUUCCAAGCGUGUGAUUACAAAGCAUAUAGCAUGCCAUUUGGGGGAAAAUAUCGACCCAUAGUAAAUCCCGUUCCUCACCCCCAGUGUUCCUGGUCUGUGAUGACAAAGUAUUUAGGUUCGAUGCUGAUUAAGGAACUGAGAGGUACAGAGUCGACACAGGAUGCGUGUUCGAAAAUGAGGAAAUCAACAGAACAAAUGAAAAAGGUGCCCACGAUCAUUUUGACAGUGUCGUACAAAGGUGUCAAAUUUGUGGACGCAGUAAAUAAGUCUUUGAUUGCUGAACAUGAAAUCCGGAAUAUCUCUUGUGCCGCGCAGGAUCCCGAAGACCUUUCUACCUUCGCUUACAUCACAAAAGAUUUGAAAUCAAACUUGCACUACUGCCAUGUCUUCACAGCAUUCGAUGUGAACUUAGCGUACGAGAUCAUUCUGACAUUAGGACAAGCAUUCGAGGUUGCUUACCAACUAGCGCUACAGGCAAGGAAAGGAGGCCACUCAUCAACACUUCCUGAAAGCUUUGAUAGCAAACCCACCAAGCCCAUCCCCAAGCCUCGUGUUAGCAUCCGAAAGGCAACUAUAGAUCACCCUGACCAAAAGACUCUAUCCAAUCUGCCUUGGAUUGUAGAACCGGGCCAAGAAACUAAGAGAGGGAUUAGCACAAAGUACGAAACCACAAUCUUUUAAUAGCGACCCGUCCUCACUUCCUUGGUGUGCCUUUGUACACUCCUCAAAGCAACUCCACCAUUCAAACAGCAAUCUCAUCCCCUACUGGAUGAAUCCAAUGUUGGUGCAUUCGACUUAUGAUAUAACUUAAAAAAAACAAACAAAAAGACACAAAAUACUGGCAAGUAGAGGAAUCUUAUAUUUUUUUGAUGAUUUUUUUUCCUUGUAAUCUCUAUCACAGUGUUUUUUUUUAUUUUUUUUUGGCAUUUGGAUUUUAUUGAGGGAAAAAAUAAUCUUUAUGUAAAUCAUAUCACGCUCUCUUACAAGCAUUAUGCAUUGAAUUUGUGGCAUUGAAAUUGUAUACAAACUCAGUACACAGUAUUUGGACUGGUAGGAAUACAAUUGUGUACUUAAUUAUUGCAAAAAAAAAAAGAGGAUAAGAAGAAGAAAAAAAAAACUAACUCAUAUAUAAACUGCCAAGAAAAUGAACUGAACUGAGAUUUAUAUGCACAAAUUGCAUCUUUAUAUCUAAUUAUUGUAUGUGAUUUCAUGACGGAAACAACAACAUUCAGACAUUUCUGAACAAACUGGGUUUGCUUCACUGUAAAGAGUGCUACUUUGUAUAAUAUUUUAUAGGCUAUUGAAUUUGAAGCCUUAUUACUGAACUGUAAAAAAAAAAUAUUGUAUCCAUAAAGAAUAUUAUUGUCAGUGAGAUGACAAAGAAAGA
Messenger RNA from Xenopus laevis (African clawed frog), 1952 nucleotides. RefSeq names its product ankyrin repeat and sterile alpha motif domain containing 1B S homeolog (gene anks1b.S). Gene Ontology annotation, biological process: ephrin receptor signaling pathway. Bases 359 to 1246 code for a protein of 295 amino acids. Gene Ontology annotation, molecular function: ephrin receptor binding. Lineage: Eukaryota; Metazoa; Chordata; Amphibia; Anura; Pipidae. The record is from RefSeq and is a predicted model, not a curated record. Gene Ontology annotation, cellular component: cytosol. The transcript has 9 exons.